Molecule: messenger RNA, 1923 nt
Organism: Branchiostoma belcheri (Belcher's lancelet)
Lineage: Eukaryota; Metazoa; Chordata; Leptocardii; Amphioxiformes; Branchiostomatidae
Exons: 6
Coding region: 1-1923 (640 amino acids)
Biological process (GO): proteasome-mediated ubiquitin-dependent protein catabolic process; negative regulation of translation; protein polyubiquitination
Molecular function (GO): translation repressor activity; protein binding; ubiquitin protein ligase activity
Source: RefSeq, a predicted model, not a curated record
AUGGCGGCUAGUCCGUCAGAUGGUCCGGCAAACCCCCGGCGGGGCACCUACACGUGUGGCAGGGAUACAGAACCGACCCCUGCCGCCACUACCUGUGGACGAUUCGCUUUAAGUACCGCAGAAAUAUUAUUGGAAGACAGGAACGUGGAUGGAGGAACGGCCAUGUCGUCUCCCCCAUAUGCCAACGAUAACAAGUCGGGGAGAAUCCCUCUUCCCUCCGUAAAGUUCACGAAGAUGCCUCCGGCUCAUCGGCCUCAUCGCCCCGGACAGAGCGAUGGAAGAAGGGAGAGCGGGUACGACAAUCUUCAGAAACAAGCCCACCAACACGUACCAUUAAAUCCGGUGUAUAACGCAUCAACAGACGAGGAAACUGUGCCCAAGAACCCGAGAUCAGGAAGAACCACCGGCGGGGACCGACCUGAGACGGCCGGCACACACCAUUACACACUUCGGAACAGCGCCCGACGGCCUGCCCCCUCCAUCCCGAGGACAGGAAGAACCACCGACAGGGCCCGACCUGAGACGGCCGGCACACACCAUUACACACUUCGGAACAGCGCCCGACGGCCUGCCCCCUCCAUCCCGAGGACAGGAAGAACCACCGACAGGACCCGACCUGAGACGGCCGGCACACACCAUUACACACUUCCGAACAGCGCCCGGCGGCCUGUCCCCUCCAUCCCGAGGCCUGCCAGAGCGCACGACGGGUCAUUGAGCGAUGCACCGAAUGAAGGACGUUCCAUCUGGGAACGACUAAGGAACCACGGCCAAAGAGUCGCCAUGUUUAUCAUCAUCAUCAUAGGGUCCGUUGUCAUGGUAACGCUGAUGGUACAUGUGAUUCUGGUUCACACCGGCUCUCAACCGUCUCACCAUAACCAUCCUGUGACAACCAAUCGAGGGACCGGCACCACGGACUCUACUGCGCAUGCUUGGCAAAGUUCUGCUGUGCUGAGGACAGUGACGUCGGCUUACGUCAUCUUGGUUGAUCCGGCCCGUCGGCGUGGUCCUCCUGACUCAGUCCUUGCUGGAGUGGAAACAUCAGGACCUACACAAAUCAGCAGGACGCUUCCCGUGGACACUAAAGAAGUGUCUGGUGGUGGAAGCAGCAUCAGCUUUGAUUUUGAGUCGGGGGCUGGAAAACUGCAGGGCGCAAAUGGAGUCGCAGUUUCCGCCGACAACAAGAUCUGGGUGGCUGACCGGCCCAAGGCGUGCCUCCAGGUGUACAGCAUGGCAGGCACUUACCUACACCAGUUCCCCAAAGGUGCACCGGGGAUAGGUUACCCAUUAAACAAGACGCCAGUUGAUGUGUCCAUCGACAGAGAUGGCCACCUGUGGGUCUUGAUGCAUGGGUACCCUAAAAGCCCUGAUACCGUGGCACAGUUCACCAGGAAAGGUCAUCUCAAAGCCAAGUUUGACCUUCCCGACACUGUACCACGGGGGGCAAACCGCGGAAUGGCUGUGGGCUUGCGCAACAACCACGUUUUCGUCACCUGGUCUGACGGUUACAAUGGUGGUGUGCAAGCCUUCCAGCCGAAUGGUAAACUCCUCUGGGAUGGCCAGCGGCGGAUGCAGAGGCCGAUGUACGUCGCCGUUAACGAAGAAGGGAACGUCUUCGUCUCCGACUACAACACCCACUACAUCUACAUGUACGACGCCGCUGGACAAUACGUGUUAAGGUUUGGAGGACCGGGGCUGAGUGGUAGUGACCUGAAUUAUCCUCGAGGCAUCUGUGUGGACAAGUCCGGUCAUAUUGUGGUAGCGGACUCAGACAACCAGCGCGUGGUGGUGUACACAAGCCGGGGUGACUAUGUCCGCCACAUCGCUAUCCGUGCUUUACACCUGAGAGAUGUUGCAGUGGGACCGGGAGGACAGUUGGUUGUGCUGAAUUUUAACAAAAUCACUGUCCUCCCCUUCUACUUAUAA